AUGGCUGUACAGUCUACACGUCCCUCUGGGCAUGUGAUAGGAACUCGACUUGAGAACUCCUUCCCUCAAGCUGUUGACGCAUUCCUGGGAGUUCCGUAUGCCCUUCCACCUCUUGGAGAGCGACGAUUCAAGUCAGCCACCAAAGUCCCUAGCUCCACCGAGAUAAUUGAUGCCUCGAGGUAUGGCCCUGCCGCCCCCGGCAAGGCACUACUUCCUGGUGAUGUCACAGAUACCCAGAGACUUCCUGUGGCCAUUUAUCUUCACGGGGGUGCCUUCAAUCGGGGAGCAGCUGCGAUGCAUAACUCUGCCUCUAUGGUUGCUUGGUCAGAAGCCUCUUUUAUAGCCGUGAACUUUGGAUAUCGUGUGGGAGCCCUUGGCUUUUUGCCUUCCAGUCUGUCAAAGAAGGAGGAUGUGCUCAACCUUGAACUGCGGGACCAAGUGUUUUUGUUCCAAUAG
This is a messenger RNA of Penicillium atrosanguineum, 456 nucleotides long. RefSeq lists its product as uncharacterized. The transcript has 3 exons. The coding region runs from base 1 to 456 and encodes 151 amino acids. The record is from RefSeq and is a predicted model, not a curated record. Lineage: Eukaryota; Fungi; Ascomycota; Eurotiomycetes; Eurotiales; Aspergillaceae.